GCUAGAGAGCUGUUUUGGCAUUCAAUUCACAUUUUUCUUCACUCCGUCUGUCUGUUUGUCGGCUCUCCCGCUGGAUCUGGAGUUCUUCGGGACAUUUGAUCCUAAUCGACGUUAUUGUGAUUGAUCUAAAACAUUUGGUGGAUUCGUGAGGAACAAGAUGGUGGUACUCGCAGCUUCAAUUAUUUCUAAAACUGGGAAAGCACUUGUUUCAAGGCAAUUUGUGGAUAUGUCCCGUAUACGUAUUGAGGGAUAUCUUGCAGCUUUUCCAAAACUGGUUGGAUCAGGAAAACAACACACUUAUGUUGAGACUGAAAAUGUCCGCUAUGUGUAUCAACCAAUAGAGGCUUUGUUCUUGCUUCUUGUUACCAAUAAACAGAGCAAUAUUCUUGAAGACCUGGAGACACUGAGGCUGCUUUCAAAACUUGUGCCUGAAUACUCUUAUACACUUGAUGAAGACGGCAUUGGAAAGGCUGCAUUUGACAUUCUUUUUGCAUUUGAUGAAGUCAUUUCACUCGGACACAAAGAAAAUGUUACUAUUGCACAAGUCAAACAGUACUGUGAAAUGGAAAGUCAUGAAGAGAGAUUGCACAAGUUGGUCUUACAAAGCAAGAUCAAUGAAACCAAGGAUGUCAUGAAGCGAAAGGCUAGUGAGAUUGACAAAAAUAGGAUUGAUAAGAACAAGGGUGAGAAAGGAAAAUUAAUGUCCUUGCAGUCCAUGGGUUCUGGAAGAUUUGACACUGGAUUUGGAAGUGAUACCAGCAUAUCUAGGACCAACAGUGUUGGCGGCUAUGGAAGUAGUUCAGGCUUUGGGUUAUCUGAAAUGGAAUCCCUAUCCUCCAAGCCCAAAGGUAAUGCUCCAGCAUCUGCCUCAGCUCCACCUAAAGGUCUCGGUAUGAAGCUCGGAAAAUCUCAAAAGACCAACCAAUUUUUGGAAUCUUUGAAAGCUGAAGGUGAAGUAAUUGUUGAAGAUGUAAGACCAAGUGUUGGUCAAUCCAAACCAGUUGCGGCACCACUAAGUGACCCUGUUACUUUAGUAGUUGAAGAAAAAAUUAAUGUAACAUUGAAAAAAGAUGGUGGUGUCGGAAAUUUUGAUUUACAAGGCACCUUGUCACUCCAAAUACUUAAUCAAGAAGAUGGAUUCAUCCAAGUUGAGAUUGAAACCAGUGGAAACUCAGGGAUUCUAUUUAAAACACACCCCAACAUCAAUAAGGAGUUAUUUUCCGGAGAGAAUAUCUUAGGCCUCAAGGACCCAAAUCGCCCAUUUCCCGCUGGCCAGGGAGGUGAUGGUGUUAGUUUGUUGAAAUGGAGAAUGCAAACUGCAGACGAGUCCCUUGUACCAUUAUCAAUUAACUGCUGGCCUUCUGUUUCUGGAAAUGAAACAUAUGUGAACUUGGAGUAUGAAGCUUCAUCUAUGUUUAACCUGAAAAAUGUUGUGAUUUCGAUUCCUGUUCCAGCUCUAAAAGAGCCACCAAAAGUGGAGCAGGUAGAUGGGGAGUGGAGAUAUGAUCCAAGAAAGUCUGCCCUGGAGUGGUCUGUCAUACUCAUCGACAACUCUAAUCGCAGUGGAGCCAUGGAGUUCGUCGUUCCUGCCAUAGAUACAUCUAGUCUUUUCCCCAUUGUUGUUAGUUUUACAUCUGCAAGCACAUUCAGUGAUCUCAAGGUGACUAAUAUUGUGCCUCUGAAAGGUGAAAAUCCACCCAAGUUUUCACAGAGAACACUGCUAUCUACCGACCACUACCAAAUCGUUUGAUGCCAUGGCUGAGGUCUCCUGGGAAAUAAUAUUUAAGGGAUCGAUUGUCUUCUGCUCCAUUUUCAGGUCAGUAGUUACAAAUAUAACGAAAAUCUUGAAGAAAUAUAUACCUAUAAUCAACAACAUAGUUAUAUCAUACAUCAAAAUAGACCCUCAAAGUUUUUAAAAUUUAGUAGUGUUUCGUUUUAAAAAAAAAAAAAUUAAAAUCUUCAUCAUAGGUUGUUACCAUCAUCAUUUUAGGAGAAAGUUUCAUUGGAUUCUCCUAAGCCCCUAUGUUGGCAACAAUAAUCUAUUGAGGUUUUUUCACAUAGGGAAUUUUCCAGUAUUGUUUAAAUUGGUAAUCAUCUUCAUUGAAAGAACAAUCUCAUUUUAUUAGCUCUUUCCUAAUUUGAGAGAAAUAUAAUAGUUUUACUGUAUUAUUCCGACACAAAUAUACAUAUAUUUAUCAAUCUCUUUAUCACUAAUAUAUUUUCAAUAAAACAUAUUUAAAAACACUCAAAUAAUUUUUUUAAAAAUAAUUGUAAGUCAAAAAGUUUUUUCUUUUCCAUUCAAAACAACCAUUUUCCACAUAAAAUAUUA
Andrographis paniculata is the source of this 2329-nucleotide messenger RNA. Its product is annotated as coatomer subunit delta-like. Gene Ontology annotation, biological process: endoplasmic reticulum to Golgi vesicle-mediated transport; Golgi localization; retrograde vesicle-mediated transport, Golgi to endoplasmic reticulum. The coding region runs from base 158 to 1750 and encodes 530 amino acids. Gene Ontology annotation, cellular component: COPI vesicle coat; cytosol. NCBI's taxonomy places the organism in Eukaryota, Viridiplantae, Streptophyta, Magnoliopsida, Lamiales, Acanthaceae. The transcript is spliced from 12 exons. The record is from RefSeq and is a predicted model, not a curated record.